UCGACUCCAUGUUCACCCUGCUCGUACACACCAGGCCUAGUAGGAGUAGAAGGAAAGGAUGUUGAUUUCCUCAGGACAAACACCUGAAGUCACACAAGUGUCUGUAGAUCCAGACCUCAUGUGGAGGAUUUACCAGAGCACAGAAACUUCCAUAGAAAACAACACAAACUGCUUGUUAGACAGUGUUACCACUGGGCAGCUCUGCUAAACUCCUAUGGCACCAUCCCCUUUAAGAAAAUAGUCCUAGCCCAGUCCAAGCUGUGGUUGUGUGACCCAUACCCAUUCUGUACAUUCCAGAAACAAAGAGGUUUUUCAGCCAUGACAGAAAUAAGGGAGAGUCCUGAGGACACCGGAUUGUUCUCUCCUAAUCCCAGUGUUCGUGGAAUGGUGAAUCUGGACCGUGACGCCUUCACUAAAACGGUACAAGUUCCUGUUCUUAAAAUUAGGAAAGAAAUCAUUAAUAAAGUCAUGAAAUCUCUCAAACACAAACUCCUCCACCGGCCACAUGUGAAAAGAAUAAUAGAUGACCCUAAAGAUGAAAAUGACAAGAAUGUUAUCCUGGACCCGUUCCUCGUCACAUCGGAGGACUCAUUCGAUGACCGCGAUCGCGAGAUUUUCAGGCAGCUGGACAUCAGCCCGCAGGUCGUACAUGUUGAUCUGCUGCUCACCUAUGACAACUUUAAGACUGAUGAGAUCUUAGAAGCUGUUUUACCCAAAGGACAAGAUGUCACAUCCGGAUUCAGCCGCAUUGGACAUAUUGCUCAUAUGAAUCUCCGGGACCACCAGCUUCCUUACAAGAAUCUGAUCGGUCAGGUGAUAUUGGACAAGAAUCCUGGUCUUAAGUCUGUUGUCAAUAAAACCAACAUAAUUGACACCACCUAUAGGAACUUCCAAAUGGAAGUGUUGGCUGGGGAGGAAAAUAUGAUGACAAAGGUGAAAGAAAAUGGCUUCACUUAUGAAUUUGAUUUUUCCAAAGUCUACUGGAAUUCACGACUGGGUACAGAACACGAUCGCAUCGCUGGUCUCCUAAACAGCGGGGAUGUGGUGUUUGAUGUGUUUGCUGGAGUGGGACCAUUUGCUAUUCCGGCUGCCAGGAAAAACUGCAUUGUUUUUGCAAACGAUUUAAACCCAGAGUCCUACAAAUGGCUCGUACACAACUGCAAACUGAAUAAAGUGGACAAAAGGGUCCAGGCCUUCAACACUGAUGGUCGGGCGUUCAUCAGGACUGUGGUAAAGGAAGAACUGUUAAAAUAUAUCAAGUCCUUUUCUACAGAUAGGAAGAACAGACUUCACAUUGUCAUGAACUUGCCAGCAUUGGCUUUGGAAUUCCUCGAUGCGUUUAAACAUCUCCUGGAAGAGCAGCCUCACAACGCGAGCGUUCUGCCGAUGGUGCACUGCUACGGCUUCUCCAAAGAUGACAACCCAGAGAAAGAAGUAAAAGAUCGGGCAGAGGAGAGGUUGGGAACCACCCUGGAGACUUGCUCCAUCCAUCUUGUACGGCAGGUCGCUCCUAACAAGCAGAUGAUGUGCAUUACGUUUGAUUUACCUGCCGACACUCUUUAUGGAAGCCAAACUAAUAACCGAGGUGAACCACCCUCAAAACGUCACCGGCUUGAAGAAGAUGGCAGCGUGGACACUGACGCUCCAGUAUAGCGUAUUGGCUCAAGGAUGUUUUUUAUUCCCAGAUACAUAUGAGGCCCCCGGGCUUGUACCUUCAUUGUUUAUUUUACCUUUUUAAUAAAAUAACGACUAAGAGGCAAUAAGUUUAUUAUCAUGGUUAUUUGCACACUGAACCUUUACUGAAACUUUAUUGCUAUUGUGGAUUAGGUGUCCAGAGGAAAAGAUGCUGAGCUGGCCAUAGCAACCAAUCAGAUCCCUUCUUUCUGUUUUCAGAGGCCUCUUUAAAAAUGAAAGAAGCUAUUUGAUUGGUUGCUAUGGGCAACUCAGCACCUGCCACUUUUUGAUAAAUUUCCCUCUAAGUUUUUUUUUAUUUAAUUUUUUUUAAAUGGCCUGAAAAAAUAGCUGCUUUCCUUCACAAAUGAAAGCACCCCACCUUACUCUGGGUGGUGUCUGGUAUUGCAUCUUAGCGCUAUUAAAGUGCACCUUUCAGAUUCCACAACAAAAAUUAUAAUAAAUGUUACUCAGUACCUAAUCUUGACCAUGUACAUCUCUUUUUUGCCUCUGUCAUCUAUAUUUAUUAUUUAAAAAAAUGCCUUUUUUCAUUAGCUGACAGUGUUAGAAAUCCUCCCAGGGGAAGGGGCGUGUGCCUACCUUAUGGUGGUGGAAGGUGAUUGGUCCGUCUGCUCAUGCAGCCU
Messenger RNA from Hyla sarda, 2315 nucleotides. It is a transcript of the gene TRMT5, whose product is annotated as tRNA methyltransferase 5. The transcript has 5 exons. The record is from RefSeq and is a predicted model, not a curated record. The coding region runs from base 319 to 1653 and encodes 444 amino acids. Lineage: Eukaryota; Metazoa; Chordata; Amphibia; Anura; Hylidae. Gene Ontology annotation, biological process: tRNA N1-guanine methylation; mitochondrial tRNA methylation. Gene Ontology annotation, cellular component: cytoplasm; mitochondrial matrix.